Molecule: messenger RNA, 1740 nt
Organism: Ectocarpus siliculosus
Lineage: Eukaryota; Phaeophyceae; Ectocarpales; Ectocarpaceae
Source: the annotation of a GenBank genome assembly
AUGUACACACAGCUGGGCCUCAACGACACUAAGGACCGGGGGGACAACAACGGCGACGUCGGCAACCUCCUCCCCGAGGUCGCCCUCGGCACGGACCUCCAGGCCGUCGACGUUACCGCCGGUCUCCGGCACACGGCCGCCAUCAUGAACGACGGGACUGUCAGGGGCUGGGGCUACAACGAGAAGGGGCAGCUCGGCGUGGGCACGACGGCCCACGUCGGCGACGGGGCGGAAGAGAUGGGCGACUUCAUGGCGGUUACGGAGCUCGGGGAUGUGUCUCCGGUGACCAUCUCCGCCGGGGGCUGGCACACGUGUGUCAUCGUCGACGGCGACCUUAUCAAGUGCUGGGGCUAUAACCAGUGGGGUGAGCUCGGCUUGGGAGACCAAGAGGACCGUGGAGAUGAACCGGAUGAAAUGGGCGACAACUUGGACUUUGUCGAUAUCGGAUCGAACGCUCGGGUUCUUGCUCUGGCGCUCGGCGACUGGCACUCGUGCGCUCUUCUUGACGAGGGCGACGUGAAGUGCUUCGGGAAGAACUACGCGGGACAACUGGGUCUCGACGACACGGAAAACCGUGGGGACGAUCCGGGAGAGAUGGGUGACGACUUGGACACGGUGAACCUUAACGGCAAGAAGGCGACAGCCAUUGCCGCUGGCGAAGAGCACACGUGCGCCAUUCUAGAGGGUGGCGAUCUGAUUUGCUGGGGCUUGGGGUCGUCCGGUCAGCUCGGGCAAGGGAACGCCAUGAACGUCGGCGAUGGCGAAGGCAACGACGUGUCGUCCCUGGACCCCAUCGAUCUCGGCACCGGCCGCACGGCCAUCGAGGUAACAGCGGGAGGAAACCACACCUGCGCCCUCCUGGACAACUACGACGUCAAGUGCUGGGGUGAAAACGACUAUGGGGAACUCGGCCAGGAGGACACUUUCUCGAGGGGGCUGGCUCCCAACCAGAUGGGGGACAACCUGGAGGCAAUCUCGCUGCCCACCGGCUGGACGCUGCACUCUCUGUCCGCGGGCUACUACCACACGUGCGCGCUUGUGUCGGAGGUCGGCUCGGUGGACAGCGUCGUGUGUUGGGGGGCCAACUUCAACGGACAGAUCGGCCUGGGCAUCAGCGAGACCGAGCACAUCGGGGACGAGGAGGGCGAGAUGGGCGAGAACCUACAAAUGGCCAACCUCGGAGGCGAGUUUGUGGCAGAGCCGGGGGACGAGUGGUACGAGAAGCAGUGGUUCUACAUCGCGUGCGGAUGCGCGGGCGCCGUGCUCCUGUGCUGCCUCUGCGUGCUCUGCCGGCAGGCGCAUGGCGACACCAGUGGGAGGGGUCCCGUCAAGACUCACGCUGUCGCAAAACCCCGCACCGGAGAGACCCCGGCAGACGGAAGAUCCCCAGUCCCCGGCUACAAGAAAUCCCCACUGCCGGGCAGCGAGGAGACGCCGAACGGGUCCGCGGGAAGCGGCCCGAACUCCCUCGCCGCCGCCACCGUCGCCACCGCCCCCCCCGCCACCGUCCCCGCCGCUACUGCUGCUGUCGGGGCCAAGACGAGGACGAAGGCGUCCCCGCCGCCGUACAACGCGCCCAAGUCUGGCAAGCCUGGGAAGGCCGGGAGAUCUGGGGGCAUGAUCGGGCCGAAACCGAGCUCGACGCCCGCCGCGUUCGGGGUUGAGGCUGGGGGGGGGGGGCUGCGGGUGGGAAACGGGAGGAGGGGUAUGUAUCUUGAUAUGGUCUCGUCAUGGGUGUAA